GUCACGCUGGAGGACAAACACUUUCCUUGCUUCUCUGCUCGUCUUUGCUUGCACAUUUGCUCCCUUUCUGGCCCCCCCGGUCCCUCCUGGUCCGGUUCCGCCUGCUCAGGCCGUGCGUGGGCUUUGCUGAAUGAAGGUUAGCGUGGCGGCGGGCUGCUGCACACAUGGAUGCUCACGGAGCAAACAGCAGUACCGUGCCGCCGUGCGUCUGCUGAGUCUGCGAUUCCGCUUCCACGCCGCUUGACUUCCCGCGGAUUGUUCCUCCUAAAGCGGACUGAUUUGAUCUGGAGCAGAAUCUCAUCCUGGUGCCAUCUGAACUUUGAAGAAACCUCCCGUUGGCUCCUCCAUGCCUCAGCGGACGGGUCUCCUCUAGAACUUUCAUCAUGGAGCUUCAGAGCGCCACCGGCACUCUCCCCGGUCCACUUUCACCUGGCCACCUUUCCCCGACUUUGGACUAUGCCGGCCCGCUCUCCCCUUCUUCUUCUGGGGCCCCGGGCCCUUCUCACGGUGCCGCUCGUGGCCCCAGCCCCAUCAGAGGGUCCAGUCCGGGCCCCGGCUUUUCGGGCCAGGCGGCGUUCAACUACAACCAGCUGGAGGGACGCUUCAAACAGCUUCAAGACGAGCGUGAGGCCGUGCAGAAGAAGACCUUCACCAAAUGGGUCAACUCGCACCUGUCCAGAGUCUCCUGUCGGAUCACCGACCUCUACAUGGACCUGAGGGACGGCCGCAUGCUCAUCAAGCUGCUGGAGGUCCUGUCAGGAGAAAGACUGCCCAAACCCACCAAAGGCCGCAUGAGGAUCCACUGUCUGGAGAACGUGGACAAGGCCCUACAGUUCCUGAAGGAGCAGAAGGUCCACCUGGAGAACAUGGGUUCCCACGAUAUCGUGGAUGGAAACCACCGCCUCACCCUGGGCCUCAUCUGGACCAUCAUCCUCCGAUUCCAGAUCCAGGACAUCAGCGUGGAGACGGAGGACAACAAGGAGAAGAAGUCUGCUAAGGAUGCGCUGCUGCUCUGGUGUCAGAUGAAGACUGCAGGAUAUCCAAACGUCAACAUCCACAACUUCUCCACGAGCUGGAGGGACGGCAUGGCCUUCAAUGCGCUCAUCCACAAACACAGACCGGACCUGAUCGACUUUGACAAGCUGAAGAAGUCCAACGCUCACUACAACCUGCAGAAUGCCUUCAACCUGGCCGAGCAACAUCUGGGCCUCACCAAGCUGCUCGACCCCGAGGACAUCAGCGUGGACCACCCUGACGAGAAGUCUAUCAUCACCUACGUGGUCACCUACUACCACUACUUCUCCAAGAUGAAGGCCCUGAAGGUGGAGGGCAAGCGAAUCGGAAAGGUUCUGGACAACGCCAUCGAGACAGAGAAGAUGAUCGAGAAGUACGAGUCUCUGGCGUCGGACCUGCUGGAGUGGAUCGAGCAGACCAUCAUCAUUCUCAACAACAGGAAGUUUGCCAACUCUCUGGUGGGCGUCCAGCAGCAGCUGCAGGCCUUCAACACCUACAGAACCGUGGAGAAGCCGCCAAAGUUCACAGAGAAGGGCAACCUGGAGGUUCUCCUGUUCACCAUUCAGAGUAAGAUGAGAGCCAACAACCAGAAGGUCUACACCCCUCGAGAGGGAAAACUCAUCUCUGAUAUCAACAAGGCGUGGGAGCGUCUGGAGAAGGCGGAGCACGAGCGGGAGCUGGCUCUGAGGACGGAGCUGAUUCGCCAGGAGAAACUGGAGCAGCUCGCCCGACGUUUUGACCGCAAAGCCGCCAUGAGGGAGACGUGGCUGAGUGAGAACCAGCGGCUUGUCUCCCAGGAUAACUUUGGCUUCGACCUCCAGGCCGUGGAGGCGGCCACCAAGAAGCAUGAGGCCAUCGAGACGGACAUUGCCGCCUACGAGGAGCGGGUUCAGGCUGUGGUUUCCGUGGCGAAGGAGCUGGAGGCGGAGAAUUACCACGACAUCAAACGCAUCACGGCGAGGAAGGACAAUGUGAUCCGACUGUGGGAGUACCUGCUGGAGCUGCUGAAGGCCCGCAGACUGAGACUGGAGCAGAACCUGGGCCUGCAGAGGGUCUUCCAGGAGAUGCUCUACAUUAUGGACUGGAUGGACGAGAUGAAGAUGCUGCUGCUGUCGCAGGAUUACGGGAAGCACCUGCUAGGUGUGGAGGACCUGCUGCAGAAACACGCUCUGGUGGAGGCCGACAUCGCCAUCCAGGCUGACAGGGUCCGGAACGUCAACGCCAACGCUCAGAAGUUUGCCACCGACACAGACGGCUAUAAACCCUGCGACCCACAGAUCAUCCGAGACCGGGUGGCUCACCUGGAGUUCUGCUACCAGGAGCUCAGCCAGCUGGCGGCCGAGCGGCGAGCUCGCCUGGAGGAGUCACGCCGCCUCUGGAAGUUCUUCUGGGAGAUGGCUGAAGAGGAGGGUUGGAUCAGGGAGAAGGAGCAGAUCCUGUCCUCAGAGGAUUACGGGAAGGAUCUGACGGGCGCCCUGCGGCUGCUGAGUCAGCACAAGGCUUUCGAGGACGAGAUGACGGGGCGGGCCGCCCACCUGCAGCAGACCAUCAAGCAAGGCGACGAGCUGGUGGCCAACAACCACUUUGGAGCUGACAAAAUUAAAGAACGCAUCCUGGACAUCCAGGAUCAGUGGGCGGCUCUGGAGCGUCUCUCUUCUGUACGCAAAGCUCGCCUGCAGGAGGCGUGCAACCAGCACCAGUUCCAAGCCGACGCGGACGACAUCGAUACGUGGAUGCUGGAUGUGCUGCGCAUCGUCUCCAGCGUGGACGUCGGCCACGACGAGUUCUCCACGCAAGCUCUGGUGAAGAAACACAAAGACGUGGCCGAGGAGAUCGGCAGCUACCGUCCUGUCAUCGACGCCCUGCACGAGCAGUCGCGCACGCUGACGCCCGAGAAGGCCGACUCCCAGGAGGUCCAGAGCCGUCUGGCGGGCAUCGAGGAGCGCUACAAGGAGGUGGCGGAGCUGACGCGCCUCAGGAAGCAGGCGUUGCAGGACGCGCUGGCGUUGUACAAGAUGCUGAGCGAAGCCAACGCCUGCGAGGUGUGGAUCGACGAGAAGGAGCAGUGGCUCAACAGCAUGGACAUCCCUGAGAAGCUGGAGGACCUGGAGGUGGUCCAGCACCGGUUUGAGAGCUUGGAGCCAGAGAUGAACAAUCAGGCCUCCCGGGUUGCCGUAGUCAACCAGGUUGCCAGGCAGCUGAUCCACAGCGGGCACCCCGGUGAGAAGGAAAUCAAGUCCCAGCAGGACAAACUCAACACCAGGUGGAGUCAGUUCCGAGACCUGGUGGACCAGAAGAAGGACAGUCUGAGCUCAGCUCUGGGAGUCCAGAACUAUCACCUGGAGUGUAACGAGACCAAGUCGUGGAUCAAAGAGAAGACCAAGGUGAUCGAGUCCACCCAGGAGCUCGGUAACGACCUGGCCGGCGUCAUGGCUCUGCAGAGGAAGUUGACGGGGAUGGAGCGGGACUUGGCCGCCAUCGAGGACAAGCUGGGCGACCUGGGAAAAGAGGCGGACCGUUUGGCCUCAGAGCACCCGGAGCAGUCGGAGGCCAUCAAGGGACGUCUAGCAGAGAUCACCGGCGUGUGGGAGGAGAUGAAGGACACCAUGAAGAACCGGGAGGAGUCUCUGGGCGAGGCCAGCAAGCUGCAGCAGUUCCUGCGUGAUCUGGACGACUUCCAGUCGUGGCUGUCGAGGACGCAGACGGCCAUCGCUUCCGAGGACAUGCCCAACACGCUGGCCGAGGCGGAGAAGCUGCUGGCCCAACAUGAGGGCAUCAAAAACGAGAUCCGGAACUAUGAGGAGGACUACCAGAAGAUGCGUGAUAUGGGGGAGAUGGUGACGCAGGGCCAGACGGACGCGCAGUACAUGUUCCUACGACAGCGGCUCCAGGCGCUCGACACCGGCUGGAAUGAGCUUCACAAGAUGUGGGAGAACCGACAGAACCUGCUGUCCCAGUCCCACUCCUACCAGCUCUUCUUGAGGGACACCAAGCAGGCCGAGGCCUUCCUCAACAACCAGGAGUACGUCCUGGCCCACACUGAGAUGCCCACCACCCUGGAGGGCGCCGAGGCCGCCAUCAAGAAGCAGGAGGACUUCAUGACCACCAUGGACGCCAACGAGGAGAAGAUCAGCGGCGUGGUGGACACGGGGCGCCGCCUGGUUACCGACGGCAACAUCAAUACUGAACGCAUCCAGGACAAGGUGGACUCCAUCGACCAGCGCCACAAGAAGAACCGAGCCGCCGCCAAUGACCUGCUGAUGAGGCUGAAGGACAACAGAGACCUCCAGAAGUUCCUGCAGGACUGCCAGGAGCUGUCCUUGUGGAUCAACGAGAAGAUGCUGACGGCUCAGGACAUGACGUACGACGAGGCCCGCAACCUUCACAGCAAGUGGCUCAAACACCAGGCCUUCAUGGCCGAGCUGCAGUCCAACAAGGAGUGGCUGGACAAGAUCGAGAAGGACGGGAAGGCGCUGAUGUCGGAGAAACCCGAGACGGAGGCCAUGGUGCGAGAGAAGCUGGCGUCCUUGAAGAAGAUGUGGGAGGAGCUGGAGUCCACCACGCAGACCAAGGCCAAGUGUCUGUUUGACGCCAACAAGGCGGAGCUCUUCACUCAGAGCUGUGCCGACCUGGACAAGUGGCUGGCCAACCUGGACGGGCAGCUGCAGUCUGACGACUACGGCAAAGACCUGACCUCGGUCAACAUCCUGCUCAAGAAACAGCAGAUGUUGGAGAGCCAGGUGGAGGUGCGUCAGAAGGAGGUGGACGAACUGCAAAGUCAGUCGCAGGCGCUCAGUCAGGAAGGCAAAGGCUCGGAGGAGGUGGACGGUCAGAGAAUCAGCGUGGAGAAGAAGUUCAGUGCUCUCCAGGCGCCGCUGCAGAGCAGACGGGACAACCUCAUGGCCUCACGCGAGAUCCACCAGUUCAACCGCGACGUGGAGGACGAGAUUCUGUGGGUGGAGGAGAGGAUGCCUCUGGCCACCUCCACAGACCAUGGACACAACCUUCAGACCGUCCAGCUGCUCAUCAAGAAGAACCAGACCCUGCAAAAGGAGAUCCAGGGCCACCAGCCACGCUACGACGACAUCUUCGAGCGCAGCCAGCACAUCCUGAGGCAGGACCGGCCCACGACGGAGCUCAUCCGCCAGCGUCUGGCCGAGCUGCAGUCGCUGUGGGAGCAGAUACGCAAGGAGACGGAGAAGCGCCACUCCCGCCUCAGCGAGGCCCACGAAGCUCAGCAGUACUACUUUGACGCCGCCGAGGCCGAGGCCUGGAUGAGCGAGCAGGAGCUCUACAUGAUGUCUGAGGAGAAGGCCAAGGAUGAGCAGAGCUCUGUGGCCAUGUUGAAAAAGCAUCAGAUUCUGGAGCAGGCGGUGGAGGACUACGCCGACACCGUCCACCAGCUGUCUAGCACCAGCCGAGGUUUGGUGGCUGCCGAACACCCCGACAGCGAGCGCAUCGGGAUGCGUCAGUCGCAGGUGGAUAAGCUCUACGCCGGCCUGAAGGACCUGGCCGAGGAACGUCGAGGGAAGCUGGAUGAGCGGUUCCGACUCUUCCAGCUCAACAGGGAAGUGGACGACCUGGAGCAGUGGAUCGCAGAGAGGGAGGUGGUGGCCGGAUCACACGAGCUGGGCCAGGACUACGAGCACGUCACCAUGCUGCAGGAGCGCUUCAGAGAAUUCGCCCGCGAUACCGGCAACAUCGGCCAGGAGCGUGUGGACGGAGUCAACCGGCUGGCGGACGAGCUGAUCAACGCCGGCCACGGCGACGCCGCCACCAUCGCCGAGUGGAAGGACGGUCUGAACGAGGCCUGGGCCGACCUGCUGGAGCUCAUCGACACCCGCACGCAGAUCCUGGCCGCCUCCUUUGAGCUGCACAAGUUCUACCACGACGCCAAGGAGAUCCUCGGACGCAUCCUGGAUAAACACAAGAAGCUUCCUGAGGAGUUGGGCCGUGACCAGAACACCGUGGAGACCCUGCAGAGGAUGCACACCACCUUUGAACACGACAUCCAAGCUCUGGGUACACAGGUGCGGCAGCUGCAAGAAGAUGCAGUCCGUCUGCAGUCUGCAUACGCCGGAGAUAAAGCUGAUGACAUCCAGAAGAGAGAAGGAGAGGUUCUGGAGGCCUGGAAGAAUCUUCUAGAGGCAGUGGAGGGUCGCCGUGUGAAGCUGGUGGACACGGGAGACAAAUUCCGUUUCUUCAGCAUGGUGCGAGACCUGAUGUUGUGGAUGGAGGAUGUCAUCCGCCUCAUCGAGGCUCAGGAGAAGCCGCGUGACGUGUCGUCGGUGGAGCUGCUGAUGAACAACCAUCAGGGCAUCAAGGCUGAGAUCGACGCCCGCAAUGACAGCUUCACCGCCUGCAUCGAGCUGGGAAAAGCUCUCCUGGCCAGGAAGCACUACGCGUCUGAGGAGAUUAAAGAAAAGUUGCUGCAGUUGACGGACAAGAGGAAAGAGAUGAUUGACAAGUGGGAGGACCGAUGGGAGUGGCUUAGACUGGUCUUGGAGGUGCACCAGUUCUCACGGGAUGCAGGAGUGGCCGAGGCGUGGCUUCUGGGUCAAGAGUCGUACUUGUCCAGCAGGGAGAUGGGGCAGAGCGUGGACGAUGUGGAGAAGCUCAUCAAACGCCACGAGGCCUUCGAGAAAUCCGCCGCUACCUGGGAGGAACGCUUUGCUGCGCUGGAGAGGUUGACCACGAUGGAAUUAUUGGAAGUGCGACGAAGGCAAGAGGAGGAAGAGAGGAAGAACCAACCGCCCACUGAGGCGCCGCCUUCCAACGGCGCCAUACAGCACAGGGAGGGGGAGCAGCCGAGUCACAACGGCCUGACGUCUGACCACGACUCUCCCAGGGACGCCGAAGGAGGCGAGGUGGUGAACGGCGUGUCGGAGCCCAGCCCCACGGGGUCCCCCGGGGCGUCUCGCAAGGGCAAGGGCGGCCAGGCGGCGACCCUGCCGGCCAAGAGCCAGCAGGAGGGGGCGACCUCGCAGCUGGAAGGCUUCCUUCACCGCAAACACGAGUGGGAGGGGCACAACAAGAAGGCGUCCAGCAGGUCGUGGCACCACGUCUACUGCGUGAUCAAUCAGCAGGAGAUGGGAUUCUACAAGGACCAGAAGAGCGCCAGCCAGGGCAUCCCGUACCACAGCGAGAUCCCUGUCAGCCUCAAGGACGCCGUCUGCGAGGUGGCGCUCGACUACAAGAAGAAGAAACACGUCUUCAAACUCAAAGUCACUGACGGCAACGAGUAUCUCUUCCAAGCCAAAGAUGACGAGGAGAUGAACUCGUGGAUCUCCAUCAUCUCGGCGGCCAUCUUGGGCGAGAAGGCAGAGGUGACGCCCAGCAGCCAUAGCACGCCGGCGCUCGCCGCACGCGCUCAGACGCUGCCGGCCUCCGUGGCCGCGACGGCUGCGGCGGUGCCGGCGGCCGAGUCGAGCCCCGGCAAGCGAGAGAAAGACAAAGAGAAACGCUUCAGUCUGUUCAGCAAGAAGAAAUAGACGCUCCUUUCUCCUUCCUCCUCCUUCCUCCUCCUGCUCCUCCUCCUCCUCCCCUUGGUGCUGAUCGGGCUCGUCCCUCGUUAACGCUCCAUGAUGAAAGGUUGCAUGAGGGCUGUUACCAUAGCAACGCAACACUCGAUUGAAGCGGCUCCAGUAACAACGUUGAUCUCAUGUAACUUUUACACUUUAACCUUUAAACAUCCGGACGCUCCCUCAGCCUCCUUGUCCCUCCUUGUCCCUCCUUGUCCCUUUUUGUCGCUCCUUGUCCUCCUCGACUCCAGCCUGCCAGCUCGAGACAAAACUCUCCACUCUGUGCCUAACGAGAGUCCAGUCCGGCUCAGAGGUCCAGUCCUGGUUCAGUCCGGCCUCAGCGAGCUGAGGGGGUUGCGACGUCGUUCUCCUCUUUUGCACCUCGAGUCGUGUUUCCCCGCUUUAUCCCGUCCCGUCUCUUCUCCUCGUCUCGCCACGCCACGCCCACAGCUUCUGGUCCAAUGCUGCCUUCGGGGGUGGUCGCCUCUCUCCGCUACUUCCUGUUUUGGGCGACGGGGGCGACGGCGAGCUGAGAGCUUUGAGGCGUAUGUACAAGUUGUGUAUAAGAAAUAAUCUCACGUAUUCUUAGUGCUACUAAUCUGCUUGAUGGAGGGAAGAAAGUCCACUAGUAAGAAUGUUCUCUUCCACAUGUAUGCUUGGCCUUCUUUUCUUCUCGUCACUCACGUGGUAGAAGGUCCUAGAACACGACGUUGCUACGGUGGUGGCUUGCUUGUGCAGCACUGCUGUUUCUUUUUGGUUGCUUUUGUAGCUUUCUUGUGUUGGUCCACGUCCAGCUUCUUUGCUUAAAGAGCCUCCGCAUGGAAACUAAACAGCCAAUGAGAGUGAGCCUUUGUUUGGGUGCGUUUGUUUCCCACAACUCCACACUCCUUUUUUUCUCUCUCUCUCUCUCUCUCUCUCUCAGCGAAGCGUAGUGCGCUUUCUCUCUCUCACCGUAACCAUAGUAUCCGCACAAAAUCAACAAAGCCACGACAGGGGUGGGUGGGUGUGACGGGGGAUGUGAGGGUCACUGCUGAUUGGACGUGCACCUGUAGACUCCUCCCUUUCCUCCCCCUCCUCCCCCCUCCUCUCUGUCUGUUACAUUCGUGCAAAAAAACAUUAAAAUGCUUUUAAAACAUUCCCGACUG
Messenger RNA from Dunckerocampus dactyliophorus (ringed pipefish), 8680 nucleotides. RefSeq names its product spectrin, beta, non-erythrocytic 1 (gene sptbn1). Lineage: Eukaryota; Metazoa; Chordata; Actinopteri; Syngnathiformes; Syngnathidae. Gene Ontology annotation, biological process: actin cytoskeleton organization; protein localization to plasma membrane. Gene Ontology annotation, molecular function: structural constituent of cytoskeleton; phospholipid binding; actin filament binding. The record is from RefSeq and is a predicted model, not a curated record. Gene Ontology annotation, cellular component: cell projection; cell junction; cortical actin cytoskeleton. The transcript has 43 exons. Bases 384 to 7505 code for a protein of 2373 amino acids.